Messenger RNA from Helicoverpa armigera (cotton bollworm), 3910 nucleotides. RefSeq lists its product as uncharacterized. Lineage: Eukaryota; Metazoa; Arthropoda; Insecta; Lepidoptera; Noctuidae. The coding region runs from base 419 to 2422 and encodes 667 amino acids. Gene Ontology annotation, molecular function: aspartic-type endopeptidase activity. The transcript is spliced from 2 exons. Gene Ontology annotation, biological process: proteolysis. The record is from RefSeq and is a predicted model, not a curated record.
UGAGUUUCCGGCCAAAUAUCGAACAUCGAGUGAAUGAAUUGACUGUCGGCGUUCAUCAUUUUUUUUUCGCGUCGCCAUCUUUUUCACACGUUUCUGUUUAUUUUGUUAGUUUUGUUAGUUGUAUAUUAUUUAUAACAGUGUACUUAACGUUAAGGUGUUGCUUACAUUUGUUGCAUCUGGGUUUUGGCUUGCAUCUUAGGAUAUAGCACCAUGGCUCUUAGUGACGAGCUGGCUCAAUUAAAGCUCCGUAGGGGCUAUGUAAAGGGUGCAAUAACUCGUGAAGAAAGUUUUUGUAACAGCGAAGAAAUUGUGAUCGCGUCUAGUGAGUUGCUCACAGAGCGGCGCAGUCGCUUGGCGAAAAACUUUGCCUCUUACGAGGACCUUAACAAGAGUAUUUUGUGCAUAAAUCCAAAGGACGAUGAAGACCCAGUUGUGUAUGAAAGAAUUCAUAGAUUUUUUGGAGUCCAGAGCGUUGGCCAGGGAGAAUGCAAUGGAAACAAUGCCUGUGAGUACUCCCAGUAGUGUGAAGCCUGGCAAGCCUGCAUGUAAUACAGCAGCAGCAGUCUCAUGUAAGUAUUGCAAUACUAAUCAUAGAUUAUACAUGUGUGCCAAAUUUAAACUUGCUGCUGAUAAUGACAAGGGUCAAUUUGUUAAAAAACAUAAAUUAUGCAUUGUUUGUUUGAAUGCGCAUGGUGGUAAAUGCAAGCUGCGUUUGAAAUGCUCUAUCUGUCAGCAACGGCACAAUACGCUUCUGCAUGGUGUGGAAAUGGCUAAGAAGGAGGCGAGCAAUGUCGCCACUGCCAGUUCUACUGCCGCAGUGCCCUGUGCUGAUGUCGGAAGGUCUGACAGUGCAGUAGCUAUGUCAAGUACCUCGCCUGUGAAGGAUGUGCUGCUACCUACCGCUAUAGUGCGUAUUAUCACCAAAAAUGGUACAUUUAUCCAUGCACGCGCUUUGCUGGACACGGGUAGCCAGGUAUCUUUUAUUACAGAAAAGCUUGCUGAUCAAAUUGAUUGCAAGAUUACACCGGCAAAUCAGCUCAUUACAGGUAUUCUACAAGGCACUAGUAAUAUGCACCAGAGGGCAAAUUUUGAUAUUUAUGCUGCUAAUAGCAACUUUAAAUUAGCCUUAAACUGUUAUAUAGCUAAGAAUAUAACUUGUGAACUGCCACAACAGAGUUUUUAUAAUGUUGGGUUUAAUAUUCCUUCGCAUGUCUAUUUGGCAGAUAAAAACUUUAAUAAAACUGGUGAAAUUUCUUUGUUAUUAGGGUGUGAUGUAUUUUUCCAGGUGCUUCAGAGGGAAUCACUGCCUCUAACGCCGCAAGGUCCCUACCUGGUUAAUACCAGCCUAGGUUAUAUUGUAGCAGGCAGCCUACCGGUAUCUGUUGGAAACAUCCAUUCUUCAAAUUUGUGUAUAACAGUUCAAGGUACCCCCCAUAAUAUUUCUUAUAAUUCUCAUAAUGAUCAUCUUGAUAGUAUUGAACAUACUAUUUCAAAUUUUUGGAAAUGUGAAAAAGUACCUGAAAUUUAUAAGGAAGGUAUUACUGAACAUCAUCUAGCUGAGGAAUGUUUUCAAAGCUCUGUCAAACUUGUUGAUGGAAAGUUUUGUGUAGAUUUACCUUUAAAACUUUAUUUAAACAAUAUCCAGAUGGGUAACUCAUUUAAUCAGGCAUUGCAUCGUUUUCAUAAUUCAGAAAGGCAUUUCGCUAAAGAUGAUAAGUUGUAUCAACAGUAUAAGAGGUUCAUUCAUGUUUAUCUUGAGCAAGGCCAUGCCAUGUACUUUGAUAUAUCUAACUAUGAUCCUAGGGCAGGUAAUGUGUAUUUCUUACCUCACCACCCAGUCAUUAAUUUAAAUAGUAAAACUACUCCGGUUCGAGCUGUCUUUGUCGCUAGCAUGAAAACCAAUAAUGGUAUUUGUCUAAAUGACAUUAUGCUUAAUGGACCUGUUGUGAAAAAUGAUUUAUUUGAUAUUUUGACACUAUUUAGGAGUUUUAAAUAUGUUUUACUGUGUGAUAUAAAGGCUAUGUAUAGGGGUAUAAUAGUGGGUAAAGACCAUUUCUGCUUGCAAAAUAUUCUUUGGCGAGAUUCUGCUGAUCAAAGUGUGCAAUGUCUUCAGUUGCAAACUGUAACAUAUGGUUUAAAGUUUGAUAAAACAAAUACUUUUGUGAAAACUUUAGGUUUGUCAUAUGAUGUGACUUCUGAUACUUUAAAUAUGAAGUGUCCAAGCGCUGAAAUACAAAAACCUUCUACUAAGAGACAAAUGUUAAGUUUUAUUAGCAAAUUUUUUGAUCCUUUGGGUUUGGUAGGUCCUAUUUUGGUGCAAGCUAAAUACUUAAUGCAACAAGUCUGGUUUGAAAAGUUAAAGUGGGAUGAUAUUCUCCCUGAUGCUUUAAAUAAAAAUUUCUUCAAUUUGUUGAAGGUUUGAUGAAUAUGUCUUGUAUAUCUGUUCCUAGAAAUAUCAAUGUAUAUCCACAUAAAAGGCUAGAGUUAGUUGGUUAUGCUGAUGCAUCUAAUAUUGCACAAGUGUGUAUUAUGUUUCAGAUUUAAGGCUAAGGCUUCCAGUCAACUUAUGGGUUCAUUACCACUUGACAGAGUCAAUAUUACACGUCCUUUUCAAAUUGUAGGCACUGAUUAUGCAGGUCCUUUCAAUGUUAAACAAACUAGAGUAAGAAAUCCUGUUAUUACCAAGGCUUAUGUUGUUAUUUUCAUAUGUUUUAUUACUAAAGCAAUUCACAUAGAAUUGGCGUCAGACAUGACAACUAAUACUUUCUUAGCUUGUUUAAAAAGGUUUAUAAGCCGUAGAAAUAAGCCUACAAAAAUAUAUUGUGAUAAUGCUAGUUAUUAUAGAGGUGCUGAUAAUGCACUCAAAGAUUUGCAUAAGCUACUGAAUUCCACAGAUCAUCAAAACAAAGUGUUUGAUUAUGGUUGUUCAGAGAGAAUGCAGUUUCAAUUUAUUCCUUCAUAUUCCCCUGUAUUUGGUGGCCUGUGGGAGGCAGGAGUAAAAAGUAUAAAAUAUCAUAUGAAACGUGUAAUUACUCAGAGUGUACUUACUUAUGAAGAGCUGUAUACAGUGUUAGUGCACAUAGAAAGUAUUUUAAAUUCUAGACCAUUAACUCCCAUGUCAAGAGAUUGUGAUGACAUGUCUUACCUGACACCUGCACAUUUCCUUACUGGCUCACCAUUGACUUCAUAUCCAGAGCUUAAUUUGACUGAUGUAAAUGUAGGAAGGCUUAGUUUUUGGAAACAAUGUUCUCAAAUGCAACAGCAUUUUUGGAAUCAAUGGCAUAAACAAUAUUUAGUUAUGUUGCAGAGCCGACCUAAAUGGAAAACUCAACUACCUAAUUUAGAAAUAGGCAAUAUGGUAUUGGUUAAGUCUGAUAAUGUAUCUCCAUUGAACUGGCCUGUAGGUAGAAUUGUAAAGGUCAUUCCAGGAAAAGAUGAUUUAGUUCGUGCAGUGGAGGUAAAAACUAGCAAAGGUCACAUUGUAAGAACAAGUGUUAUGAAAGUGUGUCCAUUACCUAUUGAUUAUAAUUAAUGUAUCUACCCUUUAUUUUUAAAGCAAGAAUUGCUCAUGGGUUUAGUUUAUCUUUAAUUUCUUUACUAAUCCAUUUGGGUAGUUAUUUUAAAUGUUUUAAUUUAAUUGUCAUACUGGCAAUGAUGAGGUUAGCUUGUGGCUGAGGCCCCAGCAUGUUCAUGACAUAUAAAACCUCAUUGGAGGAUGUAUUUUAUUUUUAUUUUUUCUUAAUUGUCAAGAACAAAAGAAUGACGAUUACUCUGUACACAUUUGUUUUCCUGUGAGCACGUUUAUAUAAUUUCUUCUACAAUAAAAGUUAUUUAUACCUAUUUACCACUUUGGAAAGCCUUUUUCUUUUAUGUUCCCAAAGACCACACCAGCGAGAUAUUGAAGAACUAA